Messenger RNA from Linum trigynum, 321 nucleotides. Lineage: Eukaryota; Viridiplantae; Streptophyta; Magnoliopsida; Malpighiales; Linaceae. The record is from the annotation of a GenBank genome assembly.
AUGGCAGGAGUGGUGCAGAAGUUCUUCAUCACUUCAAUGCUCAUGUGGAUUGCUCCAAUUGCGAUCCUGUAUGCAUUUAACAAUAACUUGCUUCCCGGUAUAACCCAGAUGUCCCCACAUUCUCUGACGUUGGUGAGUGGAUUCGUUGCUGUCGUAUCAGUUAACAUCGUCAUCGCAUUCUACAUUUUUAUGGCGCUGAAGGAACCUGUGGAUAAACACGAGCCCGAUGCUGCAUUCGUCGCUCAGGCCAAAGACAGCGUAAAGAAACUCACUGGUAAUAAACCCGUUGAUUCUCCAGAGUCCUCGAAGAAAGAAGAGUAG